GCAUUUUUCCGCCAACAGUAUGGACUCCGUUGACAAUCCAAGAAUGCCUCGUGCAACUUCAGAUCGUUUCUCGCGUACCCACCAGUCGUCAAUAAAAUCAGCCGCUGCAUCGUCUUCAUCUAAAAACCAUAGUGCAAAUGAAGGGACUUCAGCCGGCGUCCGUAACCCAAUAUUCAAUACAGAAAGAUUUGGACAACAUAUCUUGAAGAAUCCGCAGAUUGCUCAAACUAUCGUAGACAAGGCAAACCUUCGUCCCACGGAUAAAGUCCUCGAAGUUGGUCCUGGUACAGGUAACCUUACUGUCAAGAUUCUUGAAAAAGCCAAAAAUGUCACCGCUGUUGAGAUGGACCCACGGAUGGCAGCUGAGUUGACGAAGCGAAUUCAGGGGAAACCAGAACAACGAAAACUAGACAUAAUCAUCGGAGACUUUGUAAAAACCGAUCUCCCAUAUUUUGAUGUAUGCAUAUCCAACACACCCUAUCAAAUAUCAUCACCCCUUGUCUUUCGCUUGCUCUCUCAUCGACCAAUCUUUCGCGUAGCAAUCCUCAUGUUCCAGAGGGAAUUUGCCAUGAGGCUUGUCGCUCAACCUGGAACAGAGCUUUGGUCGCGGCUAUCCGCCAACGUACAGCUUUAUUCGAAGGUGGACCUGGUGAUGCACGUGGGAAAAAACAACUUCCGACCAGCACCACAAGUUGAAUCGUCAGUGGUCCGACUGGUGCCUCUUAAUCCUCCUCCCCCCAUCAAGUUCGAGGAAUUUGAUGGGCUAGGUAGAAUCAUCUUUUCGAGGCGAAAUAAAAUGGUGCAUGCCACAUUCAUGGCAAAAGGCGUCAUCGAGAUGCUGGAAAAAAACUGGAGAACGUGGUGCUCGACACAAAAUAAGAUGAUCGAUGAACACACAAACAUGAAAGCUAAAGUAGAAGAAGUCCUCAGCUCAUCGGGAUACUCGAAACAGCGGGCAGCCAAGAUGACUCUUGACGAUCUCCUAAAAUUACUAUCCGCAUUUCACGAAGAGGGUAUACAUUUUGCUUGAUAGGACUUUCAUCUGAUGUAGUGUAUUGUGCUGAAUACACGUCCUGUUGCUACACAUAUGCCAAUCUAUAUGGUAAUUAAUGAUUUCGUUGUCGAUGCACAACCCA
Molecule: messenger RNA, 1136 nt
Organism: Suillus fuscotomentosus
Lineage: Eukaryota; Fungi; Basidiomycota; Agaricomycetes; Boletales; Suillaceae
Product: S-adenosyl-L-methionine-dependent methyltransferase
Exons: 6
Coding region: 20-1030 (336 amino acids)
Biological process (GO): rRNA methylation
Cellular component (GO): mitochondrial matrix
Molecular function (GO): rRNA (adenine-N6,N6-)-dimethyltransferase activity
Source: RefSeq, a predicted model, not a curated record